AUGGAUCUGGUCAACGGAGGGGUUAGUAAGAAAGGGAUGGGCGAUCGCAAGCUGGAAUGGUCCAAGCUGAUUGAAAACCAAGUUAGGUUACUGAAAGAGACUUUCAGGUUGUUCUUCCAAAAUAAACGCCUCGACAAGAAAUGCGGUUCAGUUCGGAGCGGGCAGCUGUUGCUGUCCACGCACUGCAUUCAAUUGAUCAACACCGGGACGUUAAUCAAAAGGAACACGCAGUUGAUCGCUAUGAUCAACGUGCAAGUGAACGAGUUGAGAGUGUGA
Molecule: messenger RNA, 276 nt
Organism: Acanthoscelides obtectus
Lineage: Eukaryota; Metazoa; Arthropoda; Insecta; Coleoptera; Chrysomelidae
Source: the annotation of a GenBank genome assembly